This is a messenger RNA of Lottia gigantea (owl limpet), 1068 nucleotides long. RefSeq lists its product as hypothetical. Gene Ontology annotation, biological process: hexose biosynthetic process. Gene Ontology annotation, molecular function: N-acetylgalactosamine 4-sulfate 6-O-sulfotransferase activity. NCBI's taxonomy places the organism in Eukaryota, Metazoa, Mollusca, Gastropoda, Lottiidae. The transcript has 5 exons. Bases 1 to 1068 code for a protein of 355 amino acids. The record is from RefSeq and is a predicted model, not a curated record.
AUGUAUUUUUACUUUUUUCAGAAUAAAUUGCCAUUUUUGGAAGAUGUUAAGAAUCCAUGUUGGUACGAAGGAAUUUCAGUCCAAAAAUUAAAGUUACGUUGCCUGCCCUAUUUUGUCAUAUUGGGAUGUGCCAAGUGUGCCACGACAGACCUAUAUUCACGUUUGGUAGAACAUCAACAUAUUCUAAAGAAUGAGGCUUUCAUGGAAAAAGAGGCUUUAUAUUGGUCUUGGAAGAAAUAUGGUAUGAUAUCACGGAUACUCAACUUUAAGUCUUUGCCAGUUGAAAGUUUUGAAGAGUUCACAUCUUAUUUUAAUCCGCUGUCUACCUCCCUUACCAAAUUAAUCAACGAGAAAUCCAAACUUGUACAUCAACUUAUCAUAGGUGAUGCUAGUCCUCCAGACUUCUGGGAUUUUCGAGCCUGGCCACUUCUACCACAGAAUGAUGGAUUGAGGGAACCAGCAGUCUUUACACCACACCUGAUGCAAUAUAUCUACAGAAAUCCUAAAUUCAUUCUCCUCUUUAGAAAUCCAACUGACAGAUUAUAUUCGGACUAUUUUUUUCUGAAGCAAGGAAACACACCAGAAAGUUUCCAUGAGGCAGUGGUCACUUCCAUAGCAGCCAUCCAUGAAUGUCUCUCCAGUCACAGUGAAAGAUAUUGUUUCUUCAGCUCCAAGUUAUUUUCAAAAUUAAAGUGCCGAAUUCAUUUUGGUUGUUAUUCCAUCUUCCUGAAAGAGUGGUUCCGUGUUUUUAAGCGUGACCAAUUUUAUAUCGCUCGUACGGAGGACUAUUCUGAGGACAUUGAAACACAUAUCGAGCAAAUUUUCAAAUUUCUCGAAGUCGAACCCAUCAGCAAAUCAAAAAUGAAUAAAAUCGAAUCUCAAAAAAGAUCUCGUGUUACGAAGUCAAAAAAGAGAUCGUCUCCAAUGCUGUUAAAGACUCAAAAAAUUCUCGAUAAAUUUUACGAAAGAUACAAUCAACAGUUGGCCAAAUUACUGCAGAACGCUAACUUUGUGUGGUCUGAAUCCAAUGUGUUCAAUCAAAAACAAUUAAAAUGGGAUAAGACAUAA